CCAUUAUCAUAUACAACGUGCCACUUGCUCGAACAGUCCCUUGCCCAUCACUUCCACGGCUGUGUCGUCAAAUGUCAAGGUACAAGUAGUGGAGAUGUGAUACACUACACCGCCCGACUGUACGCGCUGUAAAACAUAUGCGGAAUCGGUCCCUACGAGGACGGACUCUCGACGAUGAGACUCAAGUACGAGUUGGAACAUCCGGUCGGUACAGGAUGCUGCCACCCACGCCGCAUGUGUGGCAUGCGAAGCAGACUGCUCAGCUCGCUCAAUCUUACCGGCCUCUCUUCCCCGUUCUCAGCGUCUUUGGCCUUCUUCCUCCCUCUGACAUGCUCGGUUUCUUCUAAUCCUUGCAAUUCGCCGCUCUGCGAUUGUGAUCAUCGAAAUGGCAGCUAGCGAACUUGACUACGAUGACCUUGCUGCCUUUGCGAACGACAGCCCGUCUGCAGCGCAGCGUCGAACGCUUGAAACCUGAUGCCUUCACAGGUUGGGACGCGGCUCCGUCGCGGGUUGGCGGAGCCCGAGGCGUGAGUCUGAUAGCCAGGCCGAGGGAAGGUGGCCAAGACAUCGGUCACAGCGAACCUGCAGAUUAUAUCACGUAUACUAACGAGACUUCGAGUUUUUACCGGUUGCGACCGCUUCUGGCACUUGCAAUUGCCAAUAGCGCACUCUAAGGCAUUCGUUGUGCUCGAGGUCUCGAGUGUCAGACUCUUCUAUAGUGCUGUGUCUAAGCAGCGAUCCCUAUGCA
This is a messenger RNA of Baudoinia panamericana UAMH 10762, 748 nucleotides long. RefSeq lists its product as uncharacterized. The coding region runs from base 411 to 674 and encodes 87 amino acids. The record is from RefSeq and is a predicted model, not a curated record. The transcript has 3 exons. NCBI's taxonomy places the organism in Eukaryota, Fungi, Ascomycota, Dothideomycetes, Mycosphaerellales, Teratosphaeriaceae.